GCGGCGUAACCGCUUCAUCCAUUCGGAUCACAUACGUGUCUGUCUCUUUUCAACCAAGCCUAGGAUCCGAGCAGUGGAAAGACCGGAGACAUGGCUCCUAAAAGCGCCAGCAAACAGCAGUCAGAGGAGGAUCUUCUCCUGCAGGACUUCAGCAGGAACUUGUCGGCCAAAUCCACAGCGCUAUUCUACGGCAAUGCGCUAAUCGUGUCCGCAAUCCCCAUCUGGCUGUUCUGGAGGAUCUGGCACAUGGACCUGGUCCAGUCUGCAGUGCUGUAUGCAGUCAUGACUCUAGUCAGCACUUACCUGGUGGCCUUUGCUUACAAGAAUGUCAAAUUCGUCCUCAAGCACAAGGUUGCUCAGAAGCGUGAAGAUGCCGUGUCUAAAGAAGUGACUCGCAAGCUCUCUGAGGCCGACAACCGCAAAAUGUCCCGCAAAGAGAAGGACGAGAGGAUCCUUUGGAAAAAGAACGAGGUCGCCGAUUACGAGGCCACAACUUUCUCCAUCUUUUACAACAACACGCUCUUCCUCAUGCUCGUCAUCAUCGCCUCUUUCUUCCUGCUGAAGAACUUCAAUCCAACAGUGAACUACAUUCUGUCCAUCAGCGCUUCUUCAGGUCUGAUCGCCCUGCUGUCCACUGGCUCCAAAUAAAACAGGACAAGAUUGAGGAACACGCAAAAUGAGGAUUGUGUGGGGGAG
Molecule: messenger RNA, 696 nt
Organism: Rhinichthys klamathensis goyatoka
Lineage: Eukaryota; Metazoa; Chordata; Actinopteri; Cypriniformes; Leuciscidae
Gene: ssr3
Product: signal sequence receptor, gamma
Exons: 5
Coding region: 91-648 (185 amino acids)
Biological process (GO): SRP-dependent cotranslational protein targeting to membrane
Cellular component (GO): endoplasmic reticulum; membrane
Source: RefSeq, a predicted model, not a curated record